AUGAAUCUUUCUUUCCAAUUAAUUAUCAUCAGUGUGUUUUUUUCUCUUAUUUUUCUCCUUCGUGCUUUUGUUCGAAAAGCUGCUGUUGUAGGUUCCAAGUCUAGAGAGGCCCCUGAACCUGCUGGUGCAUGGCCAAUUAUAGGCCACCUCCACCUUCUAGGUGGCGGAGACCAGCUUCUCUACCGUACGCUUGGAGCAAUGGCUGACAAGUACGGCUCAGCUUUCAACAUCAGGCUAGGUAGCCGCCGUGCUUUUGUGGUGAGCAGCUGGGAAGUAGCGAAAGAGUGCUUCACAGUCAAUGACAAGGCACUUGCUUCUCGACCCACCACGGUGGCUGCCAAACACAUGGGCUACAACUAUGCCGUGUUUGGCUUCGCACCCUACAGCCCAUUUUGGCGUGAGAUGAGGAAGAUUGCAACCCUUGAGCUUCUCUCAAACCGAAGGCUUGAGAUGCUCAAACAUGUCAGGACAUCAGAACUUGAUACGGGGAUAAAAGAGCUACAAAAUUUAUGGGUCCAAAAUGGCUCGUCACGUCCUGUGGUUGUUGAGCUCAAUCGUUGGCUAGAGGAAUUGACACUUAAUGUUGUGGUCAGGAUGGUGGCUGGGAAACGUUACUUUGGUGCCUCAGCAAAAUGUGACAAUGGCGAUGAGGCGAGGCGGUGUCAGAAGGCAAUUGGUCAGUUUUUUCAUCUGAUUGGGAUUUUUGUUGUUUCGGAUGCGCUGCCGUUUCUAUGGUGGUUGGAUUUGCAGGGGCAUGAGAAGGCAAUGAAGAAGACGGCUAAAGACUUGGAUGCCAUACUCGGAGGGUGGCUGGAGGAGCAUCGGCAAAGGAGAGUACUUUCUCGUGACAAAGGGAAGACUGAAGCUGAUGAGGACUUCAUUGAUGUCAUGUUGUCUCUUCAGGAGGACGGACAACUCUCAAAUUUUCAGCAUAGUUCAGAUACCAGCAUCAAGUCCACCUGCCUGGCGAUUAUCCUUGGUGGGAGUGACACCACAGCAGGCACUCUAACAUGGGCAAUCUCACUACUCUUGAACAAUCCCCAUGUGAUGAAGAAGGCACAAGAAGAGUUAGAGCUCCAAGUUGGAACAGAAAGGCAAGUUGACGAAUCAGACAUCAAAAACUUGGUAUAUCUUCAAGCCAUCAUCAAGGAAACGCUGCGUUUAUACCCAGCCGGGCCUCUCUUAGGACCAAGAGAAGCUCUAGAAGACUGCACCGUAGCCGGCUACCAUGUCCCGGCAGGCACCAGAUUGGUGGUAAACGUAUGGAAGAUUCAAAGGGACCCAAGUGUUUGGGAAAACCCAUCUGCUUUUGAACCAGAGAGGUUCUUGACAAGCCAUGGCCAUGUUGAUGUUAGAGGCCAACAGUUUGAGCUGAUGCCAUUUGGCUCUGGCAGAAGGUCGUGCCCUGGUGUCUCGUUUGCCAUGCAAGUCCUUCACCUCACGCUUGCUCGUCUGCUUCAUGCAUUUGAGUUUGAAACCCCACUUGGUCAACGGAUUGACAUGACUGAGAGUCCAGGUUUGACCAUUCCGAAAGCGACUCCAUUAGAGGUUCUGCUCACCCCACGCCUUCCUGGUAAUCUCUAUCUGUGAUGAAGCGUUUGAAUAAAGAAUAAAAAUGUACUGUUUGUUGAUUAAUUUAGAGGUUCUUCAAAUGUAUUAUUUACAUUGAAAAAUAAAAAUAAAUGAAAUACAAGUAUAUGUAAGCUAAGAUUAUGA
Messenger RNA from Prunus mume (Japanese apricot), 1716 nucleotides. RefSeq names its product xanthotoxin 5-hydroxylase CYP82C4-like. Lineage: Eukaryota; Viridiplantae; Streptophyta; Magnoliopsida; Rosales; Rosaceae. The record is from RefSeq and is a predicted model, not a curated record. Gene Ontology annotation, molecular function: iron ion binding; heme binding; oxidoreductase activity, acting on paired donors, with incorporation or reduction of molecular oxygen.